AUGACAAUCCGAACCUAUGCUGGAAUUUCAGCUUUGUUGCUGGCUUCUCUCUUGAUGAGUCUCAUUGGAGUCAUUGGUGAGGGUAAUUUCUAUAAAGAUAUUGACAUCACUUGGGGUGAACAUGGUAGUGUAAAAAUACUAAGAAGCAACUUUCUCGUUCUUUCUCUUGACCAGUCCUCUGGCUCUGGCUUUCGGUCCAAGGAACAAUAUCUAUUUGGUAGAAUAGACAUGCAGCUUAAGCUUGUCUCUGGUAACUCUGCUGGCACAGUCACUGCAUAUUAUUUAUCUUCUGAAGGUCCAAAUCAUGAUGAGAUAGAUUUUGAGUUCUUGGGAAACCUCAGUGGAGAGCCCUACAUGGUCCAUACCAAUAUUUACACCCAAGGCGUAGGGAAUAGAGAACAACAGUUCUAUCUUUGGUUCGACCCUACCAAAAGUUUCCACACCUAUACUAUUGUAUGGAACCCUCAACGCAUCAUUUUCAUGGUAGAUAACAUCCCUAUUAGAGUCUUCAACAACUAUGAAGCCAGGGGAGUUCCAUUUGCUAGCAGCCAGCCCAUGAGGCUAUAUUCCAGUCUAUGGUGUGCAGAGCAGUGGGCAACAAGAGGAGGGCUGGUCAAAACCAGUUGGUCUUUUGCUCCUUUCAAAGCUUACUUCAACAACUUUGAUGCUAAAGCCUCUUCCAGGAUUGAUAAUACUUGGCAACCUCAAGAUUUGGAUGCUAAUGAUGGAAGGAGUCUUAGAUGGGUGCAAAAGUAUUACAUGAUUUAUAACUACUGCAAAGAUUACAAGCGAUUUCCCCAGGGACGACCUCGUGAAUGCAGGCGCUCUAGAUUCUCUUGA
Abrus precatorius (Indian licorice) is the source of this 840-nucleotide messenger RNA. RefSeq names its product xyloglucan endotransglucosylase/hydrolase 2-like. Gene Ontology annotation, biological process: xyloglucan metabolic process; cell wall biogenesis. The transcript is spliced from 4 exons. Lineage: Eukaryota; Viridiplantae; Streptophyta; Magnoliopsida; Fabales; Fabaceae. The coding region runs from base 1 to 840 and encodes 279 amino acids. The record is from RefSeq and is a predicted model, not a curated record. Gene Ontology annotation, molecular function: xyloglucan:xyloglucosyl transferase activity; hydrolase activity, hydrolyzing O-glycosyl compounds. Gene Ontology annotation, cellular component: cell wall; apoplast.